Molecule: messenger RNA, 2635 nt
Organism: Exaiptasia diaphana
Lineage: Eukaryota; Metazoa; Cnidaria; Anthozoa; Actiniaria; Aiptasiidae
Exons: 2
Coding region: 191-1978 (595 amino acids)
Biological process (GO): lipid metabolic process
Source: RefSeq, a predicted model, not a curated record
UGUUCUUUCUAAAGCACUAUAAGUUUGUAAACAAAGUGUUUGACGAAAAAUAACCGUAGACACUCUUGCUUUCAAUACACGAUUUCUAAAAGAACUAGUCCAAUUUUAAGCAAUAUUCACAAGUUCGUACAAGGGAUUUCAGACAUAAAUUACUAUCUAUAGCAAAAUUACUAUUAAGUCUUAGAAUAAGAUGAUUCAAAUGAAACGAUUUGGAUUGGGUACUUUCGCUAACGACGAAGACAGCAAGAAUAACAACCAGGACUAUGGUAAAGACUCGAAACAUGAAGAAAAAAAGCUGUUUCCAGAGCGCAAUGGCAUUGGAUGGGACAUCCUUCGUGGCCUGAUAACACUUCUGUUCUACGUCUGCCAACUCAUUGUCGCRAUUGUCUUCAUCUCGUUCAUCAUCUCCGCAAUUGCCUUCUGUAUCACCGUAGCAUUAGACAUAGUCUCUGAGAUGAUUGCUCCAGCAGCGGCCACCAAAUCCAAGAAAGACCUCCUCUCCGUGUGUCUCUUUGUCAUCCUGUUAGCUCUUUUUAUAGUAGCAAGCUUUAUGUUGUCGCUCUUUGCUGAAGUUUUCAAAGCAGUUGUAUUGAAAACUUCACUGCAAUAUAACAUCGCAAGGGUGUUGUUCGUGUUGGUCGCGCUCGUAGUCGGUGGACUGUGGGUUGGUAUCGAAAGGACAGAAUCAAAUCGCGUGUCCUUUGCCGAGUAUCUAGAGUUUGUUGUGGUGGUAUGUUGGAUUUUUGCUUUUGUGUUUUCACUCCUAGGCUCGGUUUUAUUUCUUAUUUUUGUAUUCACUCGUUCGGUGAACAACCGCAAGGUUCUUUUUGCGUGUGUUGCAAUUGUUUUGCUUCUGGCUGCAUUUGCCGUGAUAAGUCCAAUUGCAUUUGGAAUCGUCGCUGAGGAGGCGUCGGCUGGAACGAUAUCUUUUGUCAUCUUCUUUCCUUUGCUCUCUUCUCUCUUAGUCAUGUAUACAUAUUUCAGAGGAAAAACGAAAGACCGCAAGACCUUUAUUAUAAACAAAUACGUUUGUCUCCUGGGUCUUGCUCUUUUUAUUUUCACCAUAAUCCUCUCACUGUUCGUAAAUGCGCCGGCAACUUGCAAGAGCAGCUGCAGAGAUGAAGCCAGGGCCAAUGCCAUAAAAGUCGACCGAGAAGCUUUCUUUUCAAAUCGUUAUCCCGUAUGCCUCCAAACGUGGACCUCUAUAAAACUGAACAUUGCAGAUCUGGCGUUCUUUGCUAACUUAACUUACAAUAAAGCGGUGAAAGAUGGGAAUUCUGCAGCGGUUCUAACAAUGGCAAAUGGCUUCUUCCAACCACAGAAUUUUAAUUGGUCCUUGGACAAUGACAUGAAAUCUUCAUCAAGAUUUCUGCAUUUUAGGCACCAAAACGUCCAUGUGUUCGGAAUCAAAGGUCCGGUCACCAACGCAGAAUUCGCAGAAACAGCAAGACUUUGGGAUGAAGUAGCGGCUCUGCAGUCAGUCGGGUUGAUUGUUCCUAUCUUGACGUACUUUCCCGUACGUUUUGUUGCGGAAUACGUCUCCAAAACGUCAUUCAUCAAUACUGUCUUCCACAGUGGUUCAAACACCAGAUUAUUUGAUGACAUCGAGAGCCGUUUGAAAGGGAUAAAUAAAACGAGCGAUGACGUGGUGCUAGUUGGACAUUCCUUUGGAGGCGGCAUUGCAAAGAUAAUAGGAGCCCGCCUUCAAAUUCCAGCGGUUGCCUUCUCAAGCCCAGGAAUCCUAUAUGGCAAUGUGAAAUUUGGGUUUUCAUUAGAAAACGCGUCAAAGUUUUCUGUGUCCAUCUCUCCGCAAAAGGACCCCGUACCUCUUAUCGAUAAACACGUAGGACUACAGCAAACGAUUAACUGUGAUGGCAAAACGUCUGUACAGUGUCACUUAAUUGAGCGUACUUAUUGCGAACUGCACAUUGGGUGUGGUCAGGGAAGAUCUGGCUGCCAAGCAAUCAUGGAUAACUAAUUAUUGACAAAACGAUAGUGCAGAUUAAUUAAAUAACCUAAAAAACGCAUAAAUAAUUAAUGAACUAUUAGGUCAAUAAGGUUUUUCGCUUUGGUCAGGUGAUUGAUCUUGUAAAUCUGAUACAACACGAGUUAGUCGUCAUUUUUGGUUAUUUAUCAUCAGGCUUACUGUAAUUCACGUUUAAUUAGUGUUGACCUUCAUGUUGUAAACUACAACCUCUUUCUCAGGCCCUUUUCCCUUCGCUUGGGGUCAAGCGAAGGGAUAAGAGCCUGGGAACGAGGUUGUGGAAAGUAUACAUAACUCUGCCAUGAACUGGUCUAGGAUUCGCUAACAAGACCAAGUAUAUUCAAAUGCAAUUAUAUUAGACAAAGAAGAUGACACAGGGAUGGACUGACCUGUGUGUGGUGUUAGAAAAGUCUCUAAAGCAAUAAUCAUUAGUACCCGAUAGUGUAAUAUACUACAACUUCUAGAAUACAUCAUCUCACGCUCUGUCUAAAGUACUUUCUUUCUGGGGCCGCUUGUACGAAGGGUGACUAGCGUUAUCCAGAAAAUAACACCCCAUACAAAAUCUAAGGAGCAGAUAAUCCACCUACCCUUCGUACAACCGGACCCUGAAUAUGAAGAUGUAGUUGUAGUAUCAUUAAAUGACGCUAUCGA